CUUAUUUUAACAUGUGCUUUGUUCCCCUCUACGCGCCUGAUAACGACUGCUUCCUCGCUCAUGUUUGAAGUUGCGGCAGUAAUGCCUCAAACUGUCUUUGCCUGCAUCGCGAACGAGCAAGGGACCGAAUUCCAACAUGUAUAUGUGAGGUUCGACACCCAUCAGCGAUGCUGGUAUCUGGAGACAUGAACUUCAGUCCAUGAAUAUCCAUCGCGACGUUUCUCGCCAAGAUCAAGGUCGAACCCCAUCAAUCUCCCUUAGCGAUAGAUCCGUUUCCACGGCUGCAUAGCCGGAAUGUCAAACACUACCAACACAACUUGGCCAGCUGAUGGAUUCGUUUUGCCCGCAUUCGAGUAUAACCAAACUGAGGCACAUUUUCUUAUCGUGUUUGGUGUAUUCCUAACUCUUCUCGCAACAAUAUCGGUGAUCGCUCGCCUCUACACUCGGUAUUUUAUUGCAAAUCAUGUCGAACUUGAUGAUUUCAUGGCAACAAUGUCUUUGGCGGCGACGAUUGGCGUAUGUGUGAUUCAAAGUGUUUAUGCAGCUGUAUACUUGCCCAAUGAUACGAGUGGUAUACUGACUACGACUACGGCGUCCAAGCUCUUCUACGCCAAUGAAAUUGUUUAUACUUUGGGAGUCACCUUCUACAAACUGACCUUUUUGAUCCAAUUCUGGCGCAUAUUUCGGUAUAUCUACUACAUGCGCAUGGUAUACAUCGCGGCUAUCGUGCUCAUAACCAGCUGGUGCGUCUCGCAGACACUAAUCACAAUGAUGACGUGUCUCCCAAUCGCGGCCAAUUGGGACUUGGCCAGUUUCGAUCGUGUCGCGGGCUCCAAUGUCAUAUGCUUACCUGUCUGGAUUCCGACAUACUUGAACGCUGGUGGUACUGUCCUAACAGAUGUCAUCGUGUUGCUUCUCCCAGUACCUGCUCUUUGGCGUUUGAAUCUGCGUCGCUCACAAAAGUGGGCAGCUUUCGGUGUCUUUGGUAUAGGGGGAAUCGUACCAAUCAUCUCAGCCGGUCGUAUCUGGUCACUUGGGUAUCCACCACCAAAUGGCUUCGUGGCGCAAAGCUGCUUCAAUAUCGCUGAGCUGGCCGCCGGCGUCAUCACCGCUGGUCUGGCAACUAUACGCCUGCUCGUCAGUCGACACUUUCCCUCUCGUUCUCUGGCCACUCUGCCAUCCCGGACUGCGGGGGAUUCCAGCACUUCCAAAAGCAGGUAUCUGCACAAAUUGUCGUCGAAAGCAUCCAGUAACUCCAAAUUCCAAUCAGGCCAUGUACAACUGAGCUAUCGAACCAGUGAAACAGAGCUCUUCGACAGGAGUAAUAACUUCAGCGGCGCACCUAGCCGAUGGAAUCAGGCCAAUUUUGGUAACAGCGCCACGGUCACCGCCGGAAGAUAUGACCAGUCGAUGCAAGCUGGUGGCGCGGAGUUCUUGAAAGAGUUUGGUAUCAUUGUCGAGAUGAACUGGGAAGUCACUGAGACCGUUAUUGAGAUCAAGUAAAAGCUUUCGGAUACGUGGGAUGGCCUUUACUGAUAUCUCGUGGUAUUUCCCAGAAGUGUAUAGUUCGUCCACGUAACAGUGCUGAGCUGCUCUGUCCACUGCUACUCCAGAAACCACGUCAAAUUGAACAUGCUUGUGCUAC
Molecule: messenger RNA, 1645 nt
Organism: Truncatella angustata
Lineage: Eukaryota; Fungi; Ascomycota; Sordariomycetes; Amphisphaeriales; Sporocadaceae
Exons: 4
Coding region: 295-1503 (402 amino acids)
Source: RefSeq, a predicted model, not a curated record